CUCUGUUCCUGACAGAAGUGUGUGUGUGACACUCAGCUCAGCUCAGCUCACAGAGUAGCAGCAGGAUCACGUCACGUCUGUGGACUGACACUGGGCUCCUCCACCACCACGGGUGAGAUUAAUCCUCUGUAGCAACCAACAAACACAGAACAGAGGAUGUCUCACCUGCCUUUAAGCUGCGUUCAGGCUGAGACUCUUCACGCUCCAUCAUGGACAAGUACAUGCCGAAAUUCAGCAAAGUUCUGGUGACACCUGAUCCACAUUACUUGCCGGGGUAUACCGGUUAUUGUCCACAGCUGAAGUACAACAUGGGGAGGACGUACAGCCAGCAAACGGCCGAGCUGCUGACCAGUCCUGAUGUGAAACGCUCCGGUCGCCUGGUCCUCCGCACAGGUCACGACCCCUCCACCGCCUGCACACCUGACGCUGCUGCUCUGACACUGAGAGGCGUCUCUGACGGCACCAUGAAGAGGGUGAUACCAGGAUACACAGGCUUCAUUCCAAGAAAUCGGAACCACUUUUCCUGCAGCUACUCCGAAACAUGUCGUAAAGCACUGAGUGAGUUUUACCAAGACAUGUACGCAAGGAGCCUGCGACGAUCGACGCUCCUGCCAAAUGUCAACUGCACCAACCGACAGUUUGAAAGACCAAAACCUCUCCUGACAGCGAUCACAGACAGAGUGAUCACCUAUAAACCUCUGGUGUCCUUCACCCACACCUCACCAUACUACAUGGAGGAUGAUGACCAGCACAAGUACUUCAUCUCAGGAUUUACAGGGCAUGUGCCAAAGACCCGUUUUCUCAUCGGUAAAGGUUACCCCAUCAUCACCAACCAGGCACUGGUUAAGUUUGGAAAGCACCAGCGGAGUGACCCCUUGUCCCAAGAAUCCACAGGAAGGAAGGACAUCACGACACCUCCCCUGCCUUCUAUCUACCCACCAAACAGUGGAGUGGUGCCUUCAUUCACGGGACAUAUCCCAGGACACAAGUUCUUGUUUGGACAUACCUUUGGUCAACUUUCCAAGGACGCUCUGGAGAAGAGCCGCAGCGAGAGGAUCCUUCAAGAAAAGUCCUAA
Molecule: messenger RNA, 1076 nt
Organism: Solea solea (common sole)
Lineage: Eukaryota; Metazoa; Chordata; Actinopteri; Pleuronectiformes; Soleidae
Gene: cimip2b
Product: ciliary microtubule inner protein 2B
Exons: 6
Coding region: 210-1076 (288 amino acids)
Source: RefSeq, a predicted model, not a curated record